This is a messenger RNA of Octopus sinensis (East Asian common octopus), 1741 nucleotides long. RefSeq names its product alpha-tocopherol transfer protein-like. Lineage: Eukaryota; Metazoa; Mollusca; Cephalopoda; Octopoda; Octopodidae. The record is from RefSeq and is a predicted model, not a curated record. Gene Ontology annotation, molecular function: phosphatidylinositol bisphosphate binding. Gene Ontology annotation, cellular component: membrane. The transcript has 8 exons. Bases 370 to 1308 code for a protein of 312 amino acids.
GAGAAAUGUGUAGAAUGAUGCGUAACACUCCACAUUUUAUCAUUACAUAAGUUGUGGAAAGCAAAGAGAGGGUUUGUUUUAGAGUUGACUUCUUGCUUUAAAAUCAUUUGCAAUUUUCAAUCAUUUGACAAACUCAAGGGAUUCGUGUUGUUGUUGCUGUUGUUGUUGUGUUAGACCAAAAGUUGUUUGUUUUUCUCCUUGCUGAAACUACUUCCAGUUCAUAUAGAUGAAAGGAACGAGUUUAAUACACAUGAAGAAAUAAUAAAAGAAAAGAUAAACAAAAACAACAGAGAGGGAACCCUUAAAAGAAGAAAAAAAAGAAAAACAAAAGAAAACAUUGUUAUAUUUGGAGGUGAAUGUAGUUUGGUUAUGGAAUCUUCUCCAGAAAAAGAAUAUUUGUGCACCCUGACUCCUGAACUCAUAAAGAAGGCUGAGAAGGAGUUAAACGAGAAACCUCAAUGGCGGGAAAGAGAUAUUCAAGCUCUCAGAGAUAUGGUGAACAAACAGCAAGAUCUCUUUGCCCGAACAGAUGACGCAUUUCUACUCAGAUUUCUCCGUGCCAGGAAAUUUGACUAUGAUCGAGCAUUUAGCCUACUUUUGAAUUUUUACCGAAUGAAGGCUGAGAACAAAGACUUGUUUGUUGACCUGAAACCCUCGACAAUACAGCAUGUGCUGAGGUCAGGCCUGCUCACAGCUCUGGAGCACAGAGAUCGUGAAGGACGUAAAGUGAUUGUUCUCAAACCAGGCAGAUGGAACCCAGAGACAUUUCCACUUUUUGAUAUGUACAAAACUUGGUUUGUCAUCCUUUCAAAAUUGAUUGAAGAUGAAGAAACCCAAGUGAAUGGUAUCAUAACAAUAAUGGACCUAAAGGAUGUGGGUUGGGUCCAAGUGAGGGCUCUGAGUCCGUUUUAUGCCAAGAAAGUCACUUCAAUGAUACAAGAGUGCUUCCCAUUACGUCUGAAGGGCAUACAUUAUAUCCAUGAACCAAGCAUGUUUGAUAUUCUGUUCUCCAUUGUUCGCCCUUUUCUCAAGGAGAAGAUCGUCAAAAGGUUACAUUUCCAUGGACAGAAUGUCAGUGCUCUGCAUGAAUUUGUGUCUCCAGAAAAUCUGCCAGAGGAGUAUAACGGUGUUCUCAAGGAGAUAGAUAUUGAGGCUUGGACUGAGAACUUUCUGAAGUAUGAUGCUCAGUUUGAAGAAGAAUUUAAAUAUGGUUUCAAGAAACUACAGCAAGCUAACAAAUCGGUCAUCAAAGAAGAUGCGACUGGCGAGUGCUUGAUGGGGACAUACCGGAAGCUGGAAGUUGAUUAACUUCUCUCUCUCUCUCUCUCUCCCUCAAUCUUGCAAGAUGCUGAUGAGGACAAUAGUGGCAGUUUUGGUGGACUGAUAUAUGUCCACAAUCUCUUGAGUAGAAAAUGAGGGGAAGGUGUGGUCAGGGGGAGGGUAGGGGGCAAAACAAGAAUGUUCUUCGAGGAGGGAGGAAGGGAGGAAGUUGUUAUAUUAUCUCUAUUGUUGUUUUUUAUUUUCAUUGUUUAUAUUUUUUCUUUUAUUUUUGUAUUGUUUUCUGGUGCUGGUAAUUUACUUGAAUUUUUUUGUCCCCAUAUUUUUUAUUGUAAAUGGUAAAAAAAAAAAUUCAUUCAACCAAAAAAAAAAAUGGAAAGUUUUACUAAAUGGAUUCUGAGAUUUAAUGAAUUAACAGAUAAAUUAACAAAGUAAACUAAACUCAUUUUCAAACAAAAAAUUA